AUGCCACUUAAAAGGACCCCUCCAUCGCAACAGCCGGAGUGGGAUACGAAUCAGAGUUCAGCUGCUGCUACGGCCACAGAUACCGAUAAUGAUAGCUCUAGUAAUGUUGCUAGCCGACCUCGUGGCCGAAAGCGCCAACAUGAUGACGAGGUAUAUGCUUUUAUGUCGGAUAUGAAACAAUCUUUUGAUACCCUCAAAAAUCAACAAGUUAAAAUUCUAAGUAGUAUUAGUGACAUCCAGAAACAAAAUGGGGAUAUUAUUAAAUCCAUGGACUUUAUCUCAAAACAGUAUGAUGAAAUCAAAGAUCGAUUGUGUAAAAUGGAAACUGAAAGAAAAACGCAUUUAGCCUAUAUUCAGACCCUUGAAUUAAAAGUGGAGAAUCUCGAGAGAUUUCAAAAACAGGCAAGUAUUGAGAUAAAGAAUAUCCCUGUUAAACAUAAUGAGACUAAAGAUGACUUGUUACAGAUGGCAAAAGAAAUUACUGCGAAAGUGUACCGCAGAAUGAAAUAUGAAGCAGAAAAUGGAGUGGAAAAACUAUCUGACGCUAGAUGGCGAACUGCUCAAGCCGUUGGUGUUAGUGAAUCUAUGAUUACACGAAUUUUGAAAGAAGAGAAGCAAGCUAGUACAUCAAAUGAUACGUCACAAAAAAUUUUUAGAUCGCCCUCAAAACCAAAAAAGGAAGCGUACCAAGUCUAA
Molecule: messenger RNA, 696 nt
Organism: Parnassius apollo (apollo)
Lineage: Eukaryota; Metazoa; Arthropoda; Insecta; Lepidoptera; Papilionidae
Source: the annotation of a GenBank genome assembly